This is a messenger RNA of Xiphias gladius (swordfish), 3975 nucleotides long. It is a transcript of the gene camlg, whose product is annotated as calcium modulating ligand. The transcript has 4 exons. Bases 233 to 1105 code for a protein of 290 amino acids. The record is from RefSeq and is a predicted model, not a curated record. NCBI's taxonomy places the organism in Eukaryota, Metazoa, Chordata, Actinopteri, Istiophoriformes, Xiphiidae. Gene Ontology annotation, biological process: tail-anchored membrane protein insertion into ER membrane. Gene Ontology annotation, cellular component: GET complex.
GACCGGCGUUUCCUGUAAGUCGGCGCUGAGGGCUGAAAAACUGCACAAACCACUUUGUCAUGCUCGGCGUUGAGGUCAUCAGUGUGCGUCCUCUCUUCAGACAACCCGAGUGUCCAUCCCGAUGUGUUUACCGUUUAAUUCAGUGACCCGAGGCUUUUGAGCUGUUGAAUCGUUUUUGGGUUUUUUUAUGCACUGUGAAUAGACUUCGUAGUUAACGCGGAUUUAUUUCAACAUGGAGUCCGGGGAGGCCAACGGGGAGAAGACGGGCUCUCUGUCGGCGGCGCAGAGGAGAGCAGAGAUCCGGAGGAGAAAACUGCUCAUGAACUCGGAGGACAGGAUGAACAGAAUCGUGGGCUUCGCCAAAAACGAGUCUGAAAAUAACGCAGGAGCGUCUCGGCGUCCCACAGAACCCCGCUUCCACCUCGAUCUCGACCGGACAGAGCCGUGGUCCUCAUCCUCAUCUUCUCCAAGGCCGUCUCCUUUCCUGCCAGAGGCGUCGGGGCUCGGCAGCCGCUCCCACUGUGCCACCCCAGAGAGAAGGGGCUCCCCCCUGCCAGACUGCAGCGAGCCGCCCGGAGGCUCUCUGGAAGACGACAUUGUAGGGGUCCGCCAGAGACACAGAGGGGAGCGGGCACUAGAUGACCUCAGCGGGUCUCCGCGCCGAGGCCUCCAGAAGUACCUGUCUCGUUUUGACGAUGCCAUGAAACUGCGGGGUCAGCUGGCCAAUGAGAAGCCGCCCCAGGACGGAGGGUCUGACUCAGAGGAGUUUGAUCCCUUCAGAAUCUUCAGGCUCAUCGGCAGCAUCCUCCUCGCUGUUUUUGUCAGGGUGUUUGUCUGCAAAUAUCUGUCAAUAUUUGCACCAUUUCUGACCCUUGAACUGGCCUACAUGGGGUUGUCCAAAUACUUUCCAAAGGUAGAGAAGAAGACCAAGACCACUGUUCUAACCGCUGCCCUGCUGCUGUCUGGCAUCCCCGCUGAGGUCAUCAACCGCUCCAUGGACACCUACAGGAGGAUGGGCGACGUCUUCGCUGACCUCUGCGUCUACUUCUUCACCUUCAUCCUCUCGCACGAGAUCCUGCUGUUCAUUGGCUCAGAGACUCCCUGACGGGCUGGGAAGACCUCAGUAACCCAGCCCUCCUUAUCGUUGACCCCCUUCCUCUGUCUCCCAUAGCAAAAAAGCAUGCUCAAUUACACCCCCUGACGUGGGUUUGCUGUUGACAGUGUGGAAACGAAAUUCCUGCUGUCUCAUGAUCAGGGUCGCGCGUCGGCUGGAUGAGUGCUCAUCACUUCAGCGCUUCAGGAUUCCACUAAGGCUAAGCUCCAGUGUGUGUGUGUUACAGAUCUCCAAGUUAUCUUUGCUCGGGACAGAAGCUCAGAAAAGGAACAAUCGUCUGUGUUUGUGUGUGUGAAAACUGUACAGCCAUCGGUAAUGCUUGGUGAUAUUUAUUUGUCAGGUUAGGCGCAGAAAAUGGUAAAUGUCGUAUUGAAAAGUGGAAAUCAGUCCAGUUUAUCAUCAGACUUACAUUACACUUGGCAGCCACAGAUGCCAUUUAACCUGUGAAUGGGAAACACUGGUGUCCCUCAAGGGCUGGGCGAUAUGAACUGAAGCUCAUGUAUCAUUAAUUUGAAAAUUCUGAUAUUGAUGCAUAUCACGAUAUACAUCAUAAAAACUCCUCAUGUGUCAAAAACAAAAUCUUUAGAGAGUAACUUAAUACCAGGCUGAAAGGCAGUGUUUUUCUGCCCUCCCAGGGAGGAUUUGACUGAACCUUGUUAAAAGAUAACACAGGAAGUUCAAACUGCCCUGAUCCAAUUCCAGUGAAAGCUAAUAGGCGCUAAUAUUAAAUUAUUGCCCAGCCCUCAGUCUUUCUAUACCCUACUGAACUUCAGAGAUGGUGCAUAAGCUUGGCAAGAUGUCAUAUCCUCAGCUAAUACAAAACAGACUCCUCAGCAGGUGUCUUACCCUUCUGUAGAACCAAAUCUACUUCUGAGGUAGAUGAUGUCCCAACUAGUAUCCAACACUAUGAAUGCCUUUUUGUCAUAUUAGUUAGCCCUGCGGUCGGUCAGCAGGGUUGGGGUCACUGCGUUUCAGUUCAUGCCAUUCAAAACCUGGAUCUAAAGUUCACAGACCGCUGACAGACCUUCUUAGGGUACAACUUACUCACUUUAUUACUUUUUGACAUAAUCUAGUUCCUGAAAUGCAAAUGAAUUGACAACGACCUUGGAGUGAAGAGGUUUAUUAAGGUUCUUGAUCCAUUAUGAUUGACAGUCGCUAACUGUAUUAAGCUGAGUGUCAUAAGAUCAUAAGAACUGACAGAGGCAGGUGGUUUACUUUCCCUCAUACAGAAUAUCAUCGACCCCUGCUGAUCUGUUGCAAUGUCUGUGCCUCACGCUGUAGACGACCUGGAGGCUUUGCAUUUGUAUCACCAAUAGUAACCAUUGUGGCGUCCAACAAAGAACCUCCUUUUUAAAUAAAAAAAAAAGAAAAAGAAAAAAAAAGCUUAAUUACAUAGAGGUUUAGGAACAUUUGAAAAUGUGUGCUCUGAGAUUGGUUUCAAGGUUAAGAACAUUUGAUCUCUGACUUUAUUCGGAUUCAAACCUUUGAAUUAUUUCGUCUUUUUUGCUAAUUCUGUGAUUAAGUUUAAAGAUCCGACAAUUUUCUCUGAAAAUUUCGCCCUCUUCCCUGCUAUAUAGUUUGACAAGGACCUCCAGCGUGUCUGCGAGGGCACCUUAAAGCUUUCUGUUGAAAACAAGGACCUCAGGAAGUAAACACAUCCCUAAAAUCAGCCUACAUUUAAACACACUAAUGAUCUAGUUGCAGGAGAAACAGCCCAAUCUUGUACUGAGCUAGAGGUUAGAACAGAAGACUUGGGGGGGGGGGGGGGACGACUACUACUCUGGAUCAAUGAAACAAAUGAGUACAAAUGGUUUGAGAGCAAAUGACAAACUUUUCUCUAUUGCAUCAAACUCACAGCUUGUUAUUCUGAGGUCAGAAACCGCGAGGAACAGUGAAACAGGUGUGCCUCAAAUCUUCGGUUAGUUAGAGAUUAGAAAGAUAGUUUGAGUUUUUAAGAACAUUAGAGGCCCUUCUUUUGUGGCAUUGUCAUCUUGCACCACAAGCAGGAGAUGCUGAAUUCUUCAACAACUGAAAAACCGAAAAAAAACGAACUUGGUUCGAUAGAGCAAGAGUAGCCACUUCCUGAUGAUUUUAACUGGCGUCUUAAGAACUUGAACUAUCUAAUUGGUGGAUAUGAAUCGUAUGUAUUUGUGUUGUGACGGAUUUCCUCACGGGCUGUGCUUUAAGUUGUGUUUUCUGUUGAGAUCUGUCAUCCAGUGUUCAGAGGGGUCCACAUACAUUAUGAACAAGUGGCUUCCUUUUGUUUAAGUUGUGAAGUCAGAAGAAGCAUUUAGUCCUGGAAUGCGGAGUGUAUUAUUUUUGCACGGCUGUGAGCUAAAAAAAAAAAAAAACGCAGUAAACUUCAUACAGUAAAUGUACGUAAAGAAAAGUGGGAUUGAUGGGAAUGUUUUGGGUUUUACUGGAAAAGUACUGUCACUGCAGUCUUGCGUGAGGCAGUGGGAGUUCGUACACUUAUUUGUGUUAAGUGAUUCUGGUGACUUGUCCUGCUUUGCCUUCUUGAAGCCUCAUUCAUACACACGUUAUAUAUAAUAUACUCUCUACUUCUGUGCUGUUAAUGUCCUCGCUGCAUACUUUCAAUUUCAUCCAAAUUAAUUUAUUAAUGUGAAUUUUUUUUUUUUUCAUGUAAAUGAAUUGGUGUGAUUUAUCUUACUACUUGUCUGACAUACUUGAUUGUUUUUGAUAAUGUUUACAGAAUAACUGUUUUUAAUGGCUCCUACAGUACAUAUUUGAACUUACGGAACAAAUUUAGUGUUGACAUGAUGUAAACAUUUGCUGCCCUAAAAACAUACACAGGAAUGAAUAACCGGACAGUUCAUACCAAAUAAAUAUUACUUGUGUGA